CAAAGGAGGCGUGGAAGUCAUUCCGUUUGUCUAACUUCAGGGGACGGGAUCCCAGGAGCCGGGGUAUUCAGCGCGUUCAGAGAGGCUGUGGCUGCGGUGACCGGAGAAGCAGCUCUAGCAACUACGGCAGUCUCGGUGUUGGCGGUGCGGUCGCGGCUUGGCAUGUGCGGCGUGAAGGCCGUGCAAGCCCGAGGCUUCGGCUGGGAUCAGUCUGAUCAUGUCGACAGGAGCUCGGGCUCGGGCUCGAUCCGGGAAGCUGGUGGGGCCUUCGGAAAAAGAGAGCAGGCGGAAGAGGAUCGAUAUUUCCGGGCGCAGACUAGAGAACAACUGGCAGCCUUGAAAAAACACCACGAAGACCAGAUUGAUCAUCAUAAGAGGGAGGUUGAGCGUCUGCAGAAAGAAAUUGAGCGACAUAAACAGAAGAUCAAAAUGCUAAGACAUGAUGAUGAUUAAGUGCAUACAGUUCCCCAUAGAAUGGCACAUAUCAUUGCCCACUUCUAUGUAGACAUAGUUCUAGUUUAAUUAAUAUUUGUUUGUGUGCCACUAACAGAUUCUAAUAAAUUGUCUUCAGUGAAAAAAA
Molecule: messenger RNA, 580 nt
Organism: Lemur catta (Ring-tailed lemur)
Lineage: Eukaryota; Metazoa; Chordata; Mammalia; Primates; Lemuridae
Product: ATPase inhibitor, mitochondrial-like
Exons: 2
Biological process (GO): negative regulation of ATP-dependent activity
Cellular component (GO): mitochondrion
Molecular function (GO): ATPase inhibitor activity
Source: RefSeq, a predicted model, not a curated record